AACAAAGAGAGUGUGAGAACAAAGCCGCUGCGCUUGCCCGUGCAAUCGACCUUGCAGAAUCGUCGUUCAUCGAGAAAUGACCACAAAUUUCCGCCCGUGCGCCAUGAAUUACCGUUUCAUCGCUCGACACCAAAAAUGGCUUUCUCGAAUUCCGUUUCAUCCAUGAUCGGAGUGUUCGUUGCAAAUGUUUGUGGAAAAUCGACGUUCUCCUCCAAUGCAGCCGUUCUUGUUGAUCGCCGAGCAGUUUUCCGGCACCGCCGGCGUAAUUACGGCCUUUCGUUGUCUCUCCAGCCCUAGAAUUUGACGAACGCAGAGAUUUAUUCUUUGCGAUCAUGGAGAAACCCGACGCCGAGAUAAGAACUUAUUGAAAUGAAGAAAUUGGUUUAUUCUAUCUUCUCCGGCAGCUUGAUGGUCAAAAAAAUCGCCGUUCUUCUUCUUAUUCUGUGCAUCAUUUGGUACACUCUUUUCUCCAAUUCCUCUGUUGCUGAUUUAUUUCUCGGAAAUGAGUUUCAAUUAUCAUGAGUAUUUUUCCUGCAACUUCAGCUAGGUUCAUUGGUUUCGCUCUCCUUCGGGAUUUUUACGAAAUUUGGCAUGAAUAUCUUCGGUGAAAUAAUCAUAUCAAAUUUAGAACUAAACACAUGUCACCAUUUCAUAGGUGCAUGAAUAUCUUCAGUGAAAUAAUUAUAUCAUUUUUGUCUGUUGGUUGGAUUUUGGAAUGCGUUUAUCUGAGCUUUCUUUAUCACUUAUCCAUUAUCGGUUUGUUGAAACUUCCCUGCCUACCAAUUCAUUUGCUUUACAGUAAAGUAAAGCAGAAAGAUCAAAUGAUAUAUGCUGUUAAGAUUGAGUGGCUGUUGCAUCGCAGGAAGCUGAUUUGAUUUCAAGACACAAGGUAUGUCAACCACGAAGAUAUACGUUGUGUACUAUUCCCUACAUGGCCAUGUUGGAACUAUGGCAAGGAAAAUUCAACAGGGAGCUAAUUCAGUUGAAGGUGUUGAGGCAACUCUGUGGCAGGUGCCUGAGACACUGUCUGAUGUGAUACUGAACAAGAUGAAAGCUCCUCCAAAAGCAGAUGAUGUGCAAGAGAUCAGGCCGGAACAACUGCUGGAAGCAGACGGUUUUCUCUUCGGAUUUCCAUCUCGAUUCGGUGUCAUGGCUGCUCAAUUCAAGGCAUUCUUUGAUGCAACAAGUGAGAUAUGGCAGUCCCAAGCACUUGCUGGUAAACCUGCCGGAAUUUUCUGGAGUACUGGCUUUCAUGGCGGAGGCCAGGAACUUACAGCGUUGACGGCUAUAACGCAGCUAGCACAUCAUGGAAUGAUAUUUGUGCCUGUUGGGUACACAUUUGGGAGUGGGAUGAUGGAGAUGAGUGAGGUGAAGGGCGGGUCUCCCUAUGGAGCUGGAACUUAUGCAGCUGAUGGAACUCGACAGCCCACCGAGCUGGAGCUCCAACAGGCCUUUUACCAAGGCAAGUAUGUUGCUGAAUUAACCAAGAAGCUCAAAAACUAACCUAUACUUCCUUUUCAACAUGUUUCUUUCCUAUCUCUACUUCCCAUUUGUUUAUAAUUAUAAUUAUAAAGGUUAAUAAAUAAAAAGUUACUGGAGAUUAUGUAUAAUAAUGUUGCUGAUACAAAAGCCGCUCUCCCUGCCUACUUACCUGUUUUAUUCUAGGUCAAGUUACAAGUUUAGUCCGUACAAUUUCAGAGUUGGUUUAGUUUAAUAA
Molecule: messenger RNA, 1717 nt
Organism: Momordica charantia (bitter melon)
Lineage: Eukaryota; Viridiplantae; Streptophyta; Magnoliopsida; Cucurbitales; Cucurbitaceae
Source: RefSeq, a predicted model, not a curated record